This is a messenger RNA of Sebastes umbrosus (honeycomb rockfish), 2055 nucleotides long. RefSeq names its product muscle segment homeobox 2b (gene msx2b). Gene Ontology annotation, molecular function: RNA polymerase II transcription regulatory region sequence-specific DNA binding; DNA-binding transcription factor activity, RNA polymerase II-specific. Bases 263 to 1126 code for a protein of 287 amino acids. NCBI's taxonomy places the organism in Eukaryota, Metazoa, Chordata, Actinopteri, Perciformes, Sebastidae. The record is from RefSeq and is a predicted model, not a curated record. Gene Ontology annotation, biological process: regulation of transcription by RNA polymerase II; embryonic morphogenesis. The transcript is spliced from 2 exons. Gene Ontology annotation, cellular component: nucleus.
GGUCUGUUGCACUCAAAAAACAAAACAAGCAUCUUCCAGUUUUCCGACUGUCCCUGAAGGCAGCAGUGGUAAACAUCUCUGGCUGCUCUGAUUGGUCAGAGUUGAGUCGUGUCAACGUGCUGCGUCUACAUCACAUAGUCUACAUCACAUACUCCCACAGACUAUCUGACAGCUCCAUAACACAGCACUCUCAGGCCGGCGCGGGUCUCACCUGACCGCCCUUUGACUGACUGGACCAGACCUUAGACCUGGAGGAGGAGAUAUGGCUUCUCAGGAGACCUUCAACGAUUUGGAGAGCAGCUCGUCCGAGGAGGACAAUAGUAGUAACCGUACCGCGGACCUGACUGCGGAGGAGGAGGAGAAGGCAUCUCCGGUGGUGGUGGUGCGGCGGCAUCAUCAUCCGUUCAGCGUGGAGGCGCUCAUGUCCGGGAGGAAGACGGAGUCCACUGUCCGCUGUAAACCGGAGGGAGGCUCGGUGGCGGUGUCGGUGUCUCCUACGGGUUUAAACUCGCUGUAUCUGUACCGAGAGACGUGUAGUCCUCCCGGGGGAAGCCGAACAGCUCUGCCUUCAUCGCCGGUAAAAUCCGAGGCGUCUGAGUCAGAGGACUGCGCACCCUGGGUCUCCAACAGCGCCUUUAACGCACAGACGCGUCAUAUCGGUGGUCCUGGCUGUCCGUUGAGGAAACACAAGACCAACCGAAAGCCCCGCACGCCCUUCACCACGUCUCAGCUCCUCGCCCUGGAGAGGAAGUUCAGGCAGAAGCAGUACCUGUCCAUCGCCGAGCGGGCCGAGUUCUCCUCCUCCUUGACCCUGACGGAGACCCAGGUCAAGAUCUGGUUCCAGAAUCGCCGGGCGAAAGCCAAGAGGCUCCAGGAGGCCGAGCUGGAGAAACUCAAGAUGGCCGCGGACGCCAAGACGGCGGCGGUGGUGGCCGCCGCCGCUGGAGGUUUACACCAUGGCUAUACGUUACCGCUGUCGCUGGGCGCCAUGUCGCUGGGCGCCAUGUCGCUGUACGGACAGUCGUACUCUGCCUAUCACCACCACCACCACAGACCCAUGCUGCCCAUUUCACCGUUAGGACUAUACGCUGCCCCGCUGGGCUACAGCAUGUACCACCUAUCAUAAAAAUGGAAAUAUCACUGACUUUUGGUGAGAUGUGUUCCCAAGGAUUCACGAAAAUGGACUGACAUUUUAAAAAGUCAAUGUUUAUAAUCUAUCUACAGCACAAAAGGAGUGUUUGAAUCAACUUUCUGAGCACUUCAAGUCAAAUAAGAAAUUAUUUUUUUCCCACAGCGAGGAUAAAAAAAACGUAAUGCCCUUUUGCCCCUUCGGACUGCCUGUUUACAUGACUGGUUUAUAUGAGGAGGGUCGUCACUGUCCAGCUGUUUAUACUCUUCACUUGUUUACUUCUGCAAUAAUUGAGCUGGGCGAGAAUUUGCACUGGGCACAAUAAUACAAAGUACAACUUUUCACCUAAGCCUUUCUCUUCAUUCGAUACAGUGCCUUGUGUUGAAAAGGGCCUUAAUAUCAAGACACUUUGUACACUUGUAUGGAUUAUGAGUGUUUCAGCAGCUCAGGCCAAAUAAAACAUAUCACUUAAGCAUUCUUUUAAAAGUGAAAAACUGCUCUUCUAUUCAAUAAUAAUAAUAAAAAAAUCAGGUUUUAUUCAAAGUCUAACCCUCAAAUUACGUUUUUUCAUCUUUUUAUCUCUCAUUCUCAUCUCAACAUUUUUCAUCUCUCCCAUAAUUUCCUUACUACGCAUUUAUAGACAUAUUUAUUCUCUUUGAAAUAUGCUGGAAAUGUAUGAAUGCCUCAUGUUGUCUAUUUAUGUGAGAAUAUGGUACAAACGUUCUGACCAAAAAGUGUAUUUAUAUUGUUCUUCCUGAACGUCCCUUUGAAAGGGGCAUACAUUGUGCUAUGCAGUUUAUAUAUAUUUUUCCACCAAUGUUUUUAAUAUUCAAAUGAACAAAACAAUUAAAGCCUUUCAGACUGUUUCCUUUACAUAAAUGACAUUUAAUUUUAUCUGUAAAAAAAAUAAUAAAGUAGCAAUAUGU